Cercopithifilaria johnstoni is the source of this 675-nucleotide messenger RNA. The record is from the annotation of a GenBank genome assembly. Lineage: Eukaryota; Metazoa; Nematoda; Chromadorea; Rhabditida; Onchocercidae.
AUGGACACAAACGGGCGACAAGGAAGUACUGAUCCAACAUAUGACAUAAAUUCUUUAGAUAUCAUUGAGAUUUUGGUAGCGAAUUCACUCAAUCUGAAUUCAGGUACACCGAAUGUGGAAAGAUUAGAGGUUGGUGGAACAAUGACAGGCAGUCGAUCAAGGAAUACUGCAACAGAAUCAUUGCGAAUGCAAAGAUUACACAAAAUGUUAGAUCUGACAAGAUUUGUGCAACAGCUGGAGGAGCUAUUAACUCAGCCGAUAAAGGUUCCAGGCACGUCAAUUUUACCUUACCCUGGUUCGCCUAUCAAAGCGCGCCACAACAUCGCCAGUAUGUUCUCGGUGCGAUCUCUGUGGGCAACAGACGAAGAGCGAAAAGCUGCUGUUAGUCAGCUGUACAAUUUUAAAACUUUGAGGAAACGAAAAUGGAUUCAAAAAAUUUUACUUGAGGAAUCGGACUCGGAUUCUGAUGGCGAAUUUCCAUUUACUCUGAAUGAUCUGCAUACUAUUUUGAAGUUGCAUCGUCGAAGGAGAAAACUACAGAAAACGUAUCACAUCAAUGUUCUCAAUUCUCAAUAUACUUAUUAUGGUGCUGGUUUACUAAGCAAUUACGAUCCAUUUCCAGAGCAUCAAGAUAGGAUAAAAGAAAAGUAUGGUCUUAAAUCUAAACAGAGCUGA